This is a messenger RNA of Penaeus indicus, 1574 nucleotides long. Its product is annotated as probable G-protein coupled receptor B0563.6. Lineage: Eukaryota; Metazoa; Arthropoda; Malacostraca; Decapoda; Penaeidae. The annotation marks the transcript as partial. Gene Ontology annotation, biological process: G protein-coupled receptor signaling pathway. The transcript is spliced from 2 exons. Gene Ontology annotation, molecular function: G protein-coupled receptor activity. The record is from RefSeq and is a predicted model, not a curated record. Gene Ontology annotation, cellular component: membrane.
CCUGCGCGACCACCGAGUACAACCGAACUGUACCCAGGAGCCUGAACACGAGGAGGUGCACUGGGCGGUGUACCAGAUAGUGUUCCCGGUGUUGGUGUCCAUCGGUGUCCUCGCUAACCUGCUCAACUUGGUGGUGCUCUCCCGUCCAGCCAUGAAGGGCGUGUCCUAUAGAUAUCUGAACCAUUUGGCCGUGAGUGACCUGAUGUACCUGGUGUUCAACGUGCCGUUCUGCCUGGAGGCCUUCUCGAAGAUCUCCCAGGAGAUGCCCGUGCCCCGCCCAGCAGCCUUCUACUACGCCCACGUGGGCAUCCCCCUCGUCAACCUGUUCCUCACCAUGAGCGAAUACAUCGUGGUGUGGCUGUCGUACGACCGCUGCCUGGCCGUGUGCCGCCCUCACAAGUUCUCCUCCAAGCAGCGCCUGGAGGUGGUGCGCGUGCGGUGCCUCAUGUCGCUCGCGCUCACCAUCUGCGUGUACAGCCUGAGCCCGCUGAGCCAGACCUUCUGCUGCGAGGAGGCCGACUGCUGCGUCAUCGACAGCACGUUCACGAAGGAGAGCGUGAACUGGUACACCGCGUACGAGCUGUUCAGGGAAAUCUACUCGCGUUUCCUGCCCGCCAUCAUCAUCACCUGCUUCAACGCCGCCAUCAUUUACACGCUGAGACAGCUGAAGCGCGAGCGCGAGGGCCGCGACAUCAUCAACGAGUCCCGCCAGGAGAGAGAGCGGCGCCUCUUCUUCCUCCUGAUGGCGAUCACGGUCUUCUUCUACGUCUCCGCCAUUCCCAGCGCCAUGUACAAGAUCAUCCAGUUCAACGACGUCUUUCCGAACUUCAGAGCCUUGGCUGACAUCCUCGAGGUGUCCGGUCACGUGUUCAACUUUGUGCUUUAUUUCCUCUUCAGCCCCGACUACCGAAGAACACUAGUUGGCAUGACGACGGGGCAGCCGCAGAUGACUGUGCAGACGUCGUCAUUCCAUGCUUAAAAACCACCUCUAGGGAAUACACCAAAGCCUGCAAGGGCAAAUUCCUAAUGUAUAUAAAGUGAAACAAACGCAAAAUAUAUUCCAUGUUGAAUUUAGAUAUAAGUGAGAAAAAAAUAUUCCUAUAUUAUUUAAAAAUAAAAAUAUAUCUAGGAGCAUGUAAAUGUUACUUAGUGAGUGUAGCAGUCUGACUUUGUUGCAAACGACGCAGGCACACUGAGCCCAUUGUUCAAGAUUGACAUGCUUGUUUUGCUGCAUAGAAAAAAACAUCUAUUAUUUUUCUCUAUUCUUCAAAAUAGUCUAGUUUUAUAUAUUUCGCCAUGCCAAUAGGAAACUGUAACCGCCAAACUUCUCAGGACACUGAACAUUACCUGUAGACGAGGAACAACCAUCUCGAUCUUGGACAUAUGUGACUGUCUCUACUGUAACUAAGUUUAUAAAGGCUGUUUAUAUAACGCACAUCAGAGAUGGCUUAGGGAUACUAUGCCUUUGUCACUGAACUAUAGAAAUUCAGGAAUGUAAAACAUCAUUUCAUCCUGAACCCUUUCUGUAUGGUACUGCAUAUAUAUACAUACACACACACACACACACACACACA